This is a messenger RNA of Grammomys surdaster, 1326 nucleotides long. It is a transcript of the gene Sncb, whose product is annotated as synuclein beta. The record is from RefSeq and is a predicted model, not a curated record. Gene Ontology annotation, cellular component: neuronal cell body; cytoplasm; axon terminus. Bases 325 to 729 code for a protein of 134 amino acids. Gene Ontology annotation, biological process: synaptic vesicle endocytosis; chemical synaptic transmission; synapse organization. Gene Ontology annotation, molecular function: cuprous ion binding. The transcript is spliced from 7 exons. Lineage: Eukaryota; Metazoa; Chordata; Mammalia; Rodentia; Muridae.
GGCGGCGCGGCCACCAGGGGGGAGUGCUGAGCUCAGAGCUGCCGCAGCGCUGGAGCAGGAGCCGGAGUGGAGCCGGAGCGCGCGAGUAGCAUCCUUGGUGGCAGAACACCCGAGGCCGGAGCACUACUGCGCUCCAGCUCAGGGAGGGUGACUCAAGAGCCUGACCACGGCAAGACCCCAUUGGCCCCGAGCCCACCCCUACCCAGUGUAGCCCAGCCCCGCGCGUCUGCCUGCAGUAGCCGCCGCUGUCGCCACCACAGCUCCAUCCCCCAGCCCGGCCCCGAAACCCAGGUUGCAGAUCUCCGGAUAACUGAGGCCGCCAGGAUGGACGUGUUCAUGAAGGGCCUGUCCAUGGCCAAGGAGGGCGUUGUGGCUGCAGCUGAGAAAACCAAGCAGGGGGUCACCGAGGCGGCAGAGAAGACCAAAGAAGGCGUCCUCUACGUUGGAAGCAAGACCAAAGAGGGAGUGGUACAAGGUGUGGCCUCAGUGGCUGAGAAAACCAAGGAGCAGGCAUCGCAUCUGGGUGGAGCUGUAUUCUCGGGGGCUGGGAACAUCGCAGCAGCCACAGGUCUGGUGAAGAAGGAGGAGUUCCCUACAGACCUGAAGCCAGAGGAGGUGGCCCAAGAAGCCGCUGAGGAGCCCCUGAUUGAGCCUCUGAUGGAGCCGGAAGGGGAAAGUUAUGAGGACUCACCCCAGGAGGAAUAUCAAGAAUACGAGCCAGAGGCGUAAGGGUCCAGGAGGGCCCGCACCAGCAGCACAAUUCCUUCCCUGUCCCCGCCCCAUUCCUCACCCCCCCAGAGCCAGGGCUGUCCUUCUACCUUUUCUUGCAAACACAAGAUCUUCCUUCGGCUCCGAGGCACUUCCUCAGGGCCUGUGUUAGUGUCUGCCCUGCCCUUCUGUCUGUCCUACCUGCCCGCGUUCAUCCCUGAGGCGUGGACUGGAGUCGGGCAGAGAGGUCCGGCUGGGAGCCCCGCCCUACCAGUGUUACCCCUCACCCUCCAUCUGGUCCAGUGUCUGCUCGGAUGUAGCAUGUUCUAUGUAUUUUUAAACCAAGAUGGGAAAACUAUGGCUCCUUCCCCAUCCUAACAGAGGUUCUCCAAGGGGCCCCCGGGCAGCCCCACUUCGACCCCUAAAAUGUUUUCUUUUUAACCCAAAUCAGGAGCCAGGUCGUGCCAUGCCCCCUCCCUCAGCCCGCUCGGUCCGAGCGCGGGCGUCGUAUGUUGUGAUUGUGGCAUGGAGAGUCCCCCACCCACCGUGUGAGCGUGUCCCGGGUGGGCGGCCAAGCCGCUCCCCAGUGUGUCCAUGAAUAAAGCCAAUCUGUCUGUA